UCUCGCGCGAGUCUGUGUGUGUGUGUUGGGGGUAUCGUGUGUAUUUGUGUGUGUGUCAGCCCGGCACAGUGAGCACAGAGAGGGAGAGAGAGAGAGAGAGAGUAAGAGGGAGAGUUUUGUACCGGGGAGGGACAGACAUCCUCCAGCGGGGGAGCAGAGCCUCAGUCUGGGCAGCCAGGAGCAGCGCUGUCUGCCUCCCCAUCAGCGCCACCACCACCCGUCUGCAUCCCGUUUUGGACUAGACACCCCGUGCUGUGGCACUGUCUACAAGCAGGGGUGUGCGUGUGUGUGUGUGUGCGUGUGUGUGUCAGUCGUGGAGACAAUAAAAUCCAGCAGCGUCUUCGGUCCCCCAUAACGCGAACAGGGGAGCACAGCAGAGGAGCGAGAGCGGGGGGUACCGAAGGUGGCAUGGAGGAGAGGUGCGUGUGUGCACGGAGGCAGGGCUGUGGGAUGUGGUGUCUGACGGACGCGGAGAGAUGCUGUGAGCUCUGGUAUUAGCAGGCAGCUGCGCACCGAGCUGCUCUCUCCCCUCCCUCCCUUCCUCAGCUGCUCUCCUCGCACCGACCAUUCGCUGAAACCGGGGAAUCGGCUCCACACGGCUCGCUGUGCUCACAACCGCUGGCGUCCUGCACGGGGGGAUUUGACACAACCAGAGAAAUGCUCCUUUUCCGGAAGAAGGCCACUGGAUUUAAAAGUAUUCUUGAGUCUCUACGCACACUGUGGUUUUAGUGGUUGUGAGCUGGGAUCCCACUGUCAAGCACUGGCUGAUUGUGCUUGGCUCACCUCUGCUGUAUUCUCAGCCAACUUGUUCUUUCACUCGAUGAUUAAAACAGUUCACAGGAUUGCCAUCCAUGGUUUCUACCUUAAUAAAUACUAUAUCAUCCUACAUUAAAAAGAUUUGCAAAGGAAUGUUUACAAAGAAAUUGGCAAACCCAAUCAAGAAGAAAGAGAGAAGCGAAAAUAAAGAGCCUAAAUUGACCACUGAUUUGCAAGCACACAAUCUAACUCUCUCCACCACACUGAAGACUACAGUUAAAAAGAUUUCCAAAUGCUCUUCGGCACGUAACAUAUCGCUUGAAGAAGACGACGGAAAGAACGACUGCUCAUCCCUGUCACCCACUUUCAGUUAUCGUGUAGCUAUAGCAAAUGGACUCCCGAAAAACUCUCUUUAUUUGAAUAAUAAUGAAAGUAUCUUUCCUGAGGUUCUUUCUAUUGAUAGUAGUUACUCUGACUCUUUGAGUGAGACGAAACUUGUCAGGAGACUGGAUGAGCAUAAAUCACACACUAUGCCAGUGAGACGAAACAGGAAGAGCCUCAUCAGUUUGGCUCCCUCUGAUGGCAGCUCUGAGGGUGAACGUGUGGAACGCUCCAGUCUACACACACUCCGGCUGGGUGCUCUACGCAAGUUAAGGAAAUGGAAAAAGAGUCAGGAAUGUGUCUCCUCAGACUCCGAGGUGAGCAACUGGAGGAAAACCUUGGGCAUCCGGAGCAAGUCUUUGGACCGCGCUGGACGGCAGCAAAAGAGCUCGACCCUGGAGCCUGGCUCUUCCUCCACAGGUUGCAUCAGUCAGACCCAGGAUGUCAUGGAGAUGAUCUUUAAGGAGCUACAGGGGAUCAGCCAGAUAGAGACAGAACUGUCUGAGCUACGUGGCCAUGUAAAUGCCCUAAAAAGUUCUAUUGAUGAGAUCUCCAGCAGUGUGGAAGUAGUUCAGAGUGAGAUUGAGCAGCUUCGCUCAGGAUUUGUCCAAUCUAGAAGGGAAACACGUGAUAUUCAUGACUACAUAAAACAAAUUAGCCACCAGGCCAAUAAUUCAACCUUGAGGUUCCUCAAUGUACCUGAAGAAAGGUCAGAGAAAACAGAAAGUGUAAUAUACAAAAUACUAAAAGACAAAAUGGGUUUCAUUGAUGCCCAUAAAACACUUAAAAUCGAGCUUGCUCAUAGGUUAGGGCAACAAAGAGAAUGUUCUAAUGCAAAACCCCGCCCUAUUAUUGUUAUUUUUGCAACAACCCAAGACAGGGAUAUAGUCUUGAAAAAGUGCUAUAAACUUAAAGGAACAGGCAUUACAGUCUCUACUGAUAGCUUAACUCAUGAUGGAAAGGAGAGAAAAGACAAAACAAUGUCUUCCUCACAAACCUAUGAAAGCAUGGAUAUAAAGGUCUCAGGAAAGGAUAAAGUGGUAGAGAGUGAUGACUGGGACUCAAUGGACAGUGAUAAGGAAUUAGACGAACUGAGCAGGAAUAAAUAUGCAAUGGUGAUUUCAAAGCCUGUUCACAAGAGUAAAUCAGAGAAGAGGCGAUCCCAUGACCAUAGCCGGUCAGGAGAGGAAGCAGGCUACUCAGGCGCAGUUCACUAUGCUGAUGACUCUUACUAUGACCCAGACAAGCAUGCAAAAGCUUACUACUCUGAUUUGACCCCUGGUUGGCUUUCCCAGAGUGACUACUCCACCCCUAAACUCAGCCGCUCUGAGUCUGACUGCUCAAAACUUUGCCAGUCAUACUCAGAAGACUUUUCAGAGAGUCAGUACUUUACACGGGCUAAUGGCUGCUCCCUGCUGUCCUCCUCAGAUCAGGAACUGUGGCAGAGAAAACAAGAAGACAUGGCCUCCUCCUGGUAUGCCAGUGAUAGUAACCCACUCAGCCACGAGAAUCAAACAUAUGAACACAAUGAGGUGGAGACCACAGAAACUAUUGACAGUGGGGUGAGCAAUGGACUUGUCUGCAUGUCUGGGGACAGAAGCCACUACAGUGGUUCCCAGCUCUCUCUGCAAGGUGACCUAUCACCCUGGAAAGACUGGCAUCAUCUCGAGCAGGGUGCUGACUCUGGCUUGGAAGCCUCCAUCGAAGUUAGCAGUCCCUUUGACCCAUCAACCAUCCCUGGUUUUCCAGAAAACAUCACUAAAUGUCAGGAGGUUGAUUUACAAUUUGAAGGAGAAGAGGAAUUCAUGAUGCUUGACAGAGAAACUUCCCUACCACCUAUAACCACCCACAUUAUUCCUCCCAUCACAGAACGCGAGUCUGUCAUUAAGCCAUCUGUCCGGCACUCUAAGGAGGGAAAUAAGAUUAUCACAAAAGAAUCCACAAAAAUAACAUCUAAAGACACCUCUAAAGCUGCUGCUAAAGCUACACAUAAACAAACUAAAUUGGCUCCUAAAGAAGAAACCACCAAAAUAUUGCCAAAGGAAAGCCCGAAGGUAUCUGCUAAAGUUUCAUCUAAAGUGACCUCUAAAGCAGCUCCUAAAGAGUCACCGAAAGAGAUUCAGAAAUCAGCAGUUAAAGAGUCCUCUCAAGCUCUCCUUAAAGACAGUCCUAAAGUCACACAUAAAGAUGCCACAAAGCCCACUGUUAAAGAAGUAUCUAAAGUGACACCUAAGAUAAAUUCUAGUGAGGCUGCGAAAGUCACUCCCAAAGUAACUCCAAAAGAUAGCCCAAUAAUGACUCCUAAAGAAAGUCCCAAAGAGUCACCUAAAGAGAGCCCUAAAAUAACCCCAGUUGAGAGCCCUGUUUUAACACCUAAAGAGUCACCUAAGGAGUCUCCUAAAGUCAUUGCUAAAGAUGCCCCACAUGUUGCAUCUAAAGAAGGUAUGAAAGUUAUUGCUAAAGAGGUUACCAAAGAAGCUGCAAAACUACCCCCAAAAGAGUUCCCAAAAGAGACGCCUAAAGUAGCACCCAAGGAGACUGGUAAAGCACCCACACAAGAAGUUUCAAAGAUAGCACCUAAAGAAGUUUCUAAGGUUCCAUCUAAAGAAGUUGCUAAGAUUCCACCUAAAGAAGCCCCGAAGGUGGCCCCUAAAGAGACUCCUAAGGUUCCCCCCAAAGAGACCCCUAAAGCCACCGCAACAGAAGUCCCUAAAGUAGUACCCAAAGCAGCCUCUAAAGAUGCCCCUAAGGAAACCCCCAAAGUAGUUUCCAAAGAUAAAUUCCCUGAACUGGAUGUCAAUCAUAGCUUUCACCAGGCCCAGAAUAAGUCUACAACUAUGUACCGCAGUCAGAGUGAGAUUCGAACAGAGAAGGUUGAGGAGGUUCCCAAAUCUUGGAGUAGUAGGCUAAGCAUAGAUCUCAGUGAGAAGUCCUUUGGUUUUGGCUUUGGGUCUACACUGCAGAGGGCUAAAUCAGCUCUGGAGGUAGUUUGGAAGUCUGGCUCUCAGACUCCUACCCCCGCUCCUCCUGAGGAGACCACCAACUCAUCAUUUAUGGGGCGUUUCCGCACCCUGUCCACCUCUGGUGCAAAUACCUCUACUACUACAACAGAUUCAGAUGCCUACACAGAGCCUAUCUUCAACAAGGCAGAGGAAGAUAAACCAGGUGCAGAGGCAGAAGCUGGGGAACAACCCGUGGACAAUGAGACCCACUAUGUUGAAGUAAUGGAGCAGGUACUAGCUAACUUGGAGAACAGAACUAAUGCUAAUGAGGCAGAGGAGACAGAGGAGACAGAAGAGCCUGCACAAGAGUAUGAGACCUCUCAGGACUAUGAUGUAUCUGAUGACAUUGACGCCUCUCAAGACAAUGAUGCCUUUCAGGAUGACGAGGCCUCUCAAGAUUUUGAAGCCACAGAGGACUAUGAGGCAAGUAAAGAGGCACGUGUUCUGGAGUAUGACUGCAGUUUGGACGAAGAGUAUAGUGAAGACUUUGAAACCCAACUCACUGAGGACACGGCUGAAUAUGAUGCAAUGGUGGAGUAUGUAGAUGUAGAAGAACCAGAUGACAAUGAUGUUACAGAAGAGAUGGAAGAGGGUGAUGAGGAGUUAGAGGAGGUAGAGGAGAUAGUAGAGGAGGCUACUGAGGUGACUGAAAAAGUGGAGGAACAGCAGGAGGAUGAAAACAAAAAUGUUCCAGAGGAGAAGCCUGCAGAGGCACCAACUAAGAAACGUGUUCGACCCACCUUUAAGGAGGCAGCUCUGAGGGCCUACAGGAAGCAGAUGGCUGAACUGGAGCAGCAGAUCCUGGCAGGAGCCUCGCAGUCUUUUGGACCCCAAAGUGCUCGGCUUGCAGUCUGGAGGGGCUGGCAGUAUUCUUUAUGGUAUUGACAGCAUGCCAGAUUUACGCCGCAAGAGGACAGUGCCUCUUGUCCGAGACCUGG
Messenger RNA from Epinephelus fuscoguttatus (brown-marbled grouper), 5077 nucleotides. RefSeq names its product protein unc-13 homolog C-like. The transcript is spliced from 4 exons. The coding region runs from base 852 to 5024 and encodes 1390 amino acids. Lineage: Eukaryota; Metazoa; Chordata; Actinopteri; Perciformes; Serranidae. The record is from RefSeq and is a predicted model, not a curated record. Gene Ontology annotation, molecular function: syntaxin-1 binding; calmodulin binding; diacylglycerol binding. Gene Ontology annotation, biological process: neuromuscular junction development; presynaptic dense core vesicle exocytosis; dense core granule priming. Gene Ontology annotation, cellular component: synaptic vesicle membrane; plasma membrane; terminal bouton.